GAUGGGUUUGGAAGCGUUGGUGGAAUCUUACGCGUUCUGGCGUCCAUCUCUCCGAACGCUCACGUUUGAGGAUAUUCCUGGCAUGGGCAAGCAAGGAAUCCCCGGAGCUCACGGAGCGGUUGGAACACCUUCUCAUCUGCUCUCCACCUCUCCAUGCUCGUCGCCUUUCCAGGUCUGCCCUCUCAGCCCGCCGGACUACAGCUGCAGCCGACCCACGCACCCCCUCCACCGCUACGGCAGCCCCACCGAGCCGUUCCCUCCUCCCAGAGGUCCGUCUGCUUACGACGGGGAAGGAUUCUGCUCCCUGACUCUCCCCGCGGCUCAGCUAGGCUACCUAUCCAACCCGGCCCCACAAGGUUACACGGGGCUCCGCCUCCACACGCCACCGUACAGCCUGUACAGCUACACGUUCCCCCCCUCGCCCCGCCUCGCUGCCAGCCCCGAUAAAAUGGCCACCGCUGCCACAGCCAGUCAUCAGAGCCCCUUUCACGGCUCGUCUCCCAACGGGACUUUAACAGACAGCCUGGGCGUGCUCAGCGGAGGACAGCAGGGCUUCUUAUUUGACUCUCGGACAUUAGGAGUGGCGAGCAGCCAGCCGGGAGGAGGCUCACAGGUCACUGCCCAUAUGGGAUGAACUUGACUCGUUCUUCUUGCCACAAAAAAGAAAAAUACAACCAAACCCUGGGAUCGGUGCAAGUUGCUUUUGGUUCAGAACAUAUGAAUUAAUUAUCCUUUGACGCAGCACCGUGGUGAUCUCUGGACGAACAGAUGA
Molecule: messenger RNA, 772 nt
Organism: Austrofundulus limnaeus
Lineage: Eukaryota; Metazoa; Chordata; Actinopteri; Cyprinodontiformes; Rivulidae
Product: T-box transcription factor TBX18
Biological process (GO): morphogenesis of embryonic epithelium; regulation of transcription by RNA polymerase II; somitogenesis
Cellular component (GO): chromatin; nucleus
Molecular function (GO): RNA polymerase II cis-regulatory region sequence-specific DNA binding; DNA-binding transcription factor activity, RNA polymerase II-specific
Source: RefSeq, a predicted model, not a curated record